AAACACUUAACAUCUGAUUUCGGACAUUUUGUGACGUCAGUGUGGUGUGUUGAUUUUCGUUUACUGAUGGAAUGACGAUAUAAUUGCCAAAUCGAACACUGAAAUCUGAAUUAAUAAUUUUAUUUUUGUUCGUUCUGUACAUUUUUUAAACGUUGUACUUACUAAUUCUGAUGAUACAACAGUCAGUACCGAGAAUCAUCGUUCUUGGCUGAUAACUAAUAAAAUUAAGUUUAUAUAACACCGAGUCCUUAAACUUCAUACUUACUACGGUCAUCGUUACAGUUUCGGUGAAAUCGCUGUUACCGUUGAUUCGAACGCUGCACUUCGCUCAUUCGCUGGUGGUUAACCGUGCUUCAGUGUUAUUGGCUACAGUUUUCCUAUUUCAUGUAUCGUCAAAAUAUCACGUGCCCGUUUAAAUAAUUUUAUGUUGCAUGUGAAUUAUAAUCGCCAUGCCUUGGUGUAUUAUAGUUGGUUGUAAUAAUAAUUUAAAAGCUACAAAGAAACAUGAAAAAGAUGUGUCGUAUCAUAUUUUUCCUAAAAAUCCACAACGACGUAAUGCUUGGAUGAAAAAUAUUAAACAACCGUUUAAGUUUAAUGCAGAUACAUCGUAUGUCUGUUCCAAACAUUUUCUUUCUGAUGACUUUGAAUGUAAUAGUUUAAAAGAACAAUUACUUAACAUUAAGAUUAAAAGACAACUAAAAAGAACUGCUAUUCCAUCUAUUAAUAUGCCUAAUACUUCAGAAGACAAAAAAUUAACAAAUGAAAUUAAUAAUCCAGAUGAAAGCUUAAAAUUUAAUAAUACAUCCGAUGUGCAAAAAUGUGCUGUUUCCAGUUGUAACAGUAUUAUGUAUAGUGGAUCGGAUGAGUUAAAUCAGAUGAGCAACAAUAAAAUUAUGUUCCACAAAUUUCCAACUGAUACUGUAAUAUUAGAGAAAUGGCUAAAGUUCUGUAAUAAUAAUAAAAAUAUUUUACAUGAAUAUCAAAAUUGUCUAGUAUGUUCAGAGCAUUUCAACAAAGAUGAUUAUGAAAACAAAUAUACUAAUAAGUCAUCGCAUCCAUUAAAAGUAUUGAAAAAAGAUGCAGUACCAACGUUAAAUGGUGGAAUUAAAAAUAUUGAAGACGAGUUAUCAAGGACAGAACGUAAAAAACUUGUGGAUAAAUUGUUAGCAGAUUAUGAAGAGCAUCAAAAAAAUGAAAAGAAUCAUCUGAAUGGCAUGGUAUCAAAGUACCCAAGUUUUUUUUCUCCAAAAAUUAAUUCAAAUGCUAAACUUGGUGAUAAAUUGAAAUUGUUAAAAUCAAUGGAUAAUCAAAUAACCAAUCCUCCAUCUAAAAAAAGGAAAAUAUCUACAGAUCUAAAGUUAAAUAAAGAAUAUUUAGAAUUGCCAUUUAUUGAUAAACUAACUAAAAAAAUAAAUCAAAAUAUUCAAGUAACACCUGUUAAAGGUGGAUUUAUGUUACAUGCUCUACCACAAACAGUUAAUAAUGUAUCGAAUUCACAUUUGGAUAAAACUGUAAUGGAUGAGGAACAAGAAGUUAUCAUUGUCACAGAAGAUGAAGCUAGCCAUAUAGAUUUGUCUUCAUAUGAAGAAGAAGUUAAAGGGAAUAACACUGAAGUGAUUAUAGUCACAGACUUAAAAGAAACUGAAAACACUCUUAAACACAUAAAAAGUGUAUCUAAAAAGAGUUUAACUAAUAAAAUUGAUAGUGAUAAUGAGUGUGAGAAACUAAUGAAAAACAAUGAAAGUCUAUGCACACCUUUAAAUACAGACAAGAAUUCAUUGAGUGAAGAUAAAUGUUGCCAAGUAAUAAUUCCAUGCAAAGGUUGUGAAAAUAGAAGUCUUAAAAUCAAUAAACUUUUAAGAGAGAGAACAAGAUUAUUGAAAGAUCUAAAUCAAAAUGGUGCAUGGAAGGAUCCAGAUGAAAUAAAUACCUUAAAGAGGAUGAAUGGUGUUUUAUCCUUAUUAUUAAUGCAAUGUGUUGGUGAAAAAAAUGGUAAAAAGUCUCCAUCCAUACGAGUAGAUUUAGUGCAAGAUUCCAUUGAGAGAAUUGAUCGUGGAUGGUCAAUGCAAGACACAUCAGAAACAUUAUGUCAAGUCUUGAGUAUUAACGCUUAUGACGAAUUUGCAAGAGCGUUUGAAAUAAUUAAUGAAGUAUAAUGCAAGAUGUUUUUUAUGAAAGAUUGAUCUAAAACUUUCAUUUAUUUAUAUUUAGUAUUUACUACACUAUUCUUAGUAAUCUUAAAAUUAUGUUUGAUCACAGGGUAAUACAAAUAUUAAUUUUAAUUUAUGCUAUUGAUUUUUAUUAAAUGGGCUAUUUUACAUUACUAAACUAAACAGAUUAUGCUAAAAAAAAGAAAAAAGAGAG
Molecule: messenger RNA, 2364 nt
Organism: Melanaphis sacchari
Lineage: Eukaryota; Metazoa; Arthropoda; Insecta; Hemiptera; Aphididae
Exons: 6
Coding region: 450-2156 (568 amino acids)
Source: RefSeq, a predicted model, not a curated record